UUUCAGUAUUCUGCACUUGUCUUGUUCAAUUUUACCCCAUCCACCCACAAGAUUUUAAAAUUGUUCUUUUUGACCAAGUCACAGAAGAAAAAAACUGGUUAAAUCAUGGAUUUAUAUGUAAAUAUAUAUAUGUCGGUGACAGUACAACUGUGAUCUCAAUUAUCUGUAUUAUGUCACUAUUCAGUCCUCUUCACUUAACAGUAACCUUACAAGUGUUGUCUUCUGUAUUUGAAAUUUUUAUCUUUGCUGUCCAGCUGGUUAAGGUUAUGUUCCAGCUUUUAGGAUGCCAUGGCUCAUAUUUUAUCUGCAUUAUAUACC
Messenger RNA from Lymnaea stagnalis (great pond snail), 318 nucleotides. The record is from the annotation of a GenBank genome assembly. NCBI's taxonomy places the organism in Eukaryota, Metazoa, Mollusca, Gastropoda, Lymnaeidae.